Molecule: messenger RNA, 1776 nt
Organism: Carica papaya (papaya)
Lineage: Eukaryota; Viridiplantae; Streptophyta; Magnoliopsida; Brassicales; Caricaceae
Product: oxysterol-binding protein-related protein 3A-like
Cellular component (GO): cytosol; membrane
Molecular function (GO): sterol binding
Source: RefSeq, a predicted model, not a curated record
AGAGAAACCAUGACAGCACAGAAGACGAAUUAUCUUUUUUGACUUCAAAUGGAAGAACCGCCAACCAGGAGAGCGUCUUUCCUCCCUGUUCUUCUUAUAAAAAUGGAAAUCAGAGACUGUACGAAGAAAUUUUUUGAAGAAAACCUUUUCUGAAAAUCUACUCUCGAACAGAUAUACGCAGGUGUUUUUUCUCUCUAUCAUCUUUUUUUUUUUUUUUUUAUUGAUUUUGCUUCGUUGCUCGAAGGAGCUGCCGAGGGAGUAGGGUUGAUUCGAGAAAGGAAAUGGCUCCUAAUGAUCCUAAGCAAGGUGGCGGUUUCUUCGCAUCGAUUGCUUCCAGUUUGUCUAGUUUUGGUAGCGUCAUGACCAAAUCAGUCAACGGUUUGCUGGGCUAUGAGGGACUGCAAGUUAUUAAUCCAGAGGGAGGCACGGAGGACGCUGAAGAGGAAGCAAAGAGAGGAAGGUGGAAGCAGGAGGAUAGUGACAGCUACUGGAAGAUGAUGCAAAAGUAUAUAGGAUCUGAUGUUACAUCAAUGGUGACACUUCCAGUUAUUAUUUCUGAGCCAAUGACGACGCUACAGAAGAUAGCAGAGUUGAUGGAAUAUUCAUACCUGCUAGACAUGGCUGACAAAUGUGAGGAUCCCUACAUGCGAUUAGUGUAUUCCACAUCAUGGGCUAUAUCUGUCUACUAUGCAUAUCAACGUACUUGGAAGCCAUUUAAUCCAAUUCUUGGAGAGACCUAUGAAAUGGUUAAUCAUGGUGGCAUUACAUUUAUAUCUGAGCAGGUAAGUCAUCAUCCGCCAAUGAGUGCUGGUCAUGCAGAAAACGAGCAUUUUACUUACGACGUGACUUCCAAGUUGAAAAGCAAAUUCUUGGGGAACUCAAUCGAUAUCUAUCCAGUUGGAAGGACACGCGUAACUCUUAAAAGAGAUGGUGUGGUUCUUGAUUUGGUACCUCCUCCCACAAAAGUUACCAACUUAAUCUUUGGACGAACUUGGGUUGACACGUCAGGGGAAAUGAUCAUGACAAACUUGACCACCGGGGACAAAGCUGUUCUAUGUUUUCAACCAUGUGGCUGGUUCGGAGCUGGUCGCUAUGAAGUGGAUGGCUAUGUGUACAAUGCUGCUGAGGAACCCAAGAUACUGAUGACUGGGAAAUGGAAUGAGUCAAUGAGUUAUCAACCUUGUGAUAUGGAAGGGGAACCUCUUCCAGGCACUGAACUGAAGGAGGUCUGGAGGGUAGCUGAUGCUCCAAAGGAGGACAAAUUCCAGUAUACAUAUUUUGCACACAAGCUAAACAGCUUUGACACUGCUCCAAAGAAGUUAUUAGCAUCGGAUUCACGUUUACGCCCUGAUAGAUAUGCCCUGGAGAUUGGUGACAUGUCAAAAGCUGGUUUUGAGAAGAGCAGUCUCGAGGAGAGGCAGAGAGCUGAAAAGAGAAAUCGAGAGGCAGAGGGCCAUCCUUUCGCCCCAAAAUGGUUUGAUCUUACAAGUGAAAUCACCCCCACGCCCUGGGGAGACCUCGAAGUGUAUCAAUACAAUGGCAAGUAUACCGAACACCGGGCUGCUAUAGAUUGCUCGGAUAGCAUUGAAGUGACUGAUAUUAAAUCCACCGAAUUCAAUCCAUGGUAGUACGAAAAUUCAGCUGCUGAAUGAUGAACAACCAGUCAUUUCACAUUGUUUUCUUGUAUAAUAUAUAUAUAGAUAUCCUUUGCUUCAUUUUUUAGCCAUUGUUGUGCUAGCUAGCAUCAAUCAGGAUGAAUCUGGUAUUCAGUUUUGA